AUGAACGGCGGCAGCUUCCUGCUGAGGUGGCUCAACAACCUGCGGCAGGUGUACCUGCUGGCCAACCAACCAGAAAGCGCCCUGGCAAUCCUGAGGUACAUGCGGGCGACGCUGGAGGCCAUGCACCAGCAGGCGGCCGACAAACAGCAGGGGGAGCAGCAGCAGCAGCAGCAGAGUGCGGGCCGCAGCGGCGGCCGCGGCAGCACGGGCGGCGGCGUGCCCGCCGCCCUGGGUCCGCUCACAGACCUGACCCGGGACGAGGGCCUGUGCCUGUACGCCCUGGGAAGGUGGGCGGAAGCUGCAGAGGCCCUUGGAAGCUACCUGGCCGCGGCCCCCUUGGCGGCGGACGUGCCACUGGUGACGUCGGUCUUGGAGAAGGUGCGGGCGGCGCAGCAGCGCGCGGCGGCGGCGGCGGCGGCGGCGGCAGCGGGCAGGAGCGUGGACGAAGCAGAGGGGGGUCCGACAGAUUUGAGCGGUUGA
Molecule: messenger RNA, 480 nt
Organism: Monoraphidium neglectum
Lineage: Eukaryota; Viridiplantae; Chlorophyta; Chlorophyceae; Sphaeropleales; Selenastraceae
Exons: 3
Coding region: 1-480 (159 amino acids)
Source: RefSeq, a predicted model, not a curated record